Chlamydomonas reinhardtii is the source of this 3707-nucleotide messenger RNA. RefSeq lists its product as uncharacterized. The coding region runs from base 444 to 2576 and encodes 710 amino acids. The record is from RefSeq and is a predicted model, not a curated record. Lineage: Eukaryota; Viridiplantae; Chlorophyta; Chlorophyceae; Chlamydomonadales; Chlamydomonadaceae. The transcript has 7 exons.
CUUACGGAACAUGCCCUCUGUUUUGGAAACUGGCCCUGCACGAAUUCGCCCGCUUUCUUAGACAUACCUGCUGUAUUCACACUAUAGCUUAAGAUAACAAGAAUAUAGCGUCUAAAUAGUCACAAUGCUCGAAUCUCCAGGCGGGCCGCGACCGCAUACGCGAGAUUACAACUGAGCGCAGCGUAGCAAAGCUUGUGUGUGGCAAUUGGAUUGGGACUGGAGAGCAGCGGCUCGCAGCAAGGCAGCGAUUCUUCGCAGCGAAAGGGGUCGGGUUCAGGCUGAGCCGGCAGGGGUUACUUCAGCGUCGGGCUGCGGCAGAUCCACCUGCAGCCGGGCACACGUCCCGGGGAACGCAGCCACUGACUAUCAUACAGGGUGGGCUCUGUCAGCGCACCAGCAGUCGCCAGCCGGGGCGCCAGAGCGAGCGCUGAGCGCGCGGCAGGAUGGUGCUGGGAUUAUUGUUCCGCCGCAAGGCGCCAGAGCCGGAGGCCGCAGCACCGCCGCCCGUGCCAGCGGCCAAGGCGCCGCCGCCGCCGCCGCGCACCGACAGCAGCGAUGACGCUGCCGAGCUCAGCGUCGCGCGGCGGCAGGGCUCCCAGGUCAAUCUCAACCGGCUGCUGAAUGCCGCGCCGCACGGCCUGAAUGCCGUCCUGAAGAAGAACACCAUGGACUCCGACCUCACAGCCAACUUCACGCCCACGCCGCCGUCACAGCCACCGGCGUCGUACCAGCAGCAGCAGCAGCAGCAGCGGGGGGAGGGGUAUGGGGACGACGUGCCGGCGCCACGCGGCAAGGGUCGUGAGCGGCGGCGCUCCAUGACCAUGAGCGAGAUGGUUGCCAACAUGAACAACAUACACUUGGGCCAGGCCGCCAUGAUCAUGAUGCCGCAGCGCGCGCGUCAGGAGCUGGGCGGCGGGGACCCCAGCGGCCAGGCGGCGGCGGCGGCGCCGCGAUCACGGGCGUCCGUACCUCAAGCCAUGGACGCCUCGUCCGCACUGGGCAGCGGCGCCGCGCUGGCGGGCAUGCGCGGACUGGAGCGGCAGCCGUCCAUCAUCCGGGAGGCCAUGAAAAUGCAGCAAUCGCAAGGCCAGCCGCAACAACAGGGACAGCAGGCGCCGCCGUCAGCGCAGCUGUCUUCUCCGCAGGUCCACUCCAGCGGCUACAGCCGCAGCAGCGCGCACCACUCCCACUCCCACCACCACGGCCCUGGCGACGGGCUGCCCUCCGCCAACCUGGCGCAGCUGGCGGCCGCACUGGCCGGCCAGGGCCCAGCGGAGCGCGCCCCCGCCGCCACCCGGCCGGGCGAGCGCCGUGCCUCCAUGCUGCUGCUUCAGCACAGCCUCGGCUCCGUGGCCAGCGGCGGCGGCAGCGGCAACAGCCGCUCCUCAGUCAUGGGCGGGCCCGGCACGGGCGCGGCGCUUGGCGCGGCAGGAGCAGGCGGCGAGCGCGGCGGGCUGCAGCAGCAGCAGCUGGCGCCGCAGCCGCCGGUAGCGGGCGGCGGCUCAGUGCGGCGGUCGGACCAGGGCGAGGCCUUCCGCAUGCGGGCGCUGGCGCCGCCGCAGGCCAAUCCCAUGGAGGUGGUCAUCAACAAUGUGCGGGGUCUGAAUCGGUCCUGGAACGCCGGCGAGGAGGGCGGCGGCAGCAUCAGCGGCGGCGUGAGUGGCGGCGGCGGCGGCAACAGCGGCAGCGGCGGCUUGGGCGGCGUCUCGCACUCGGGCUCGGGUGCGGAGCGGCAGCACCAGUUCGGCGGCGGCGUGUCGGUGGGGGUCAGCGGCAGCGCCAGCCAUGGGCAGGGGCGCGGCAGCCACGGGCAGGGGCAGAGCCACAGCGCCAAGGACAUGCGGUCUCGGGCCAUGCGAGGAAGCUACUCGGGCAGCAAGGGGCCGGGCGGCGGCGCCGACACGGCCGGCAACAACACAGAGGAUGGCGAGGCCGUACGGCCGCCUAGUGUGUCGGCACACGCCACUGCCCCCGGCAGCACCACCAACGACCUGAAGCUGCCCAGCAUCAGCGGGGCGCUGCCGCGGGUCCGGCAGUUGAGUGAUGUGAGCGGCGACGGGCGAGGCGCACUGCCAGGGCUGCCGGGCGGCGCGGGCAAGGGGCAGCUGUCGCAGGCGGACGUGGCGGCGAUCACGGAGGCGCUGGCGGCGCAGCAGAACGACGCUGCCCGCAUUCGCGCUGCGGCUCUGCGCAAGAUGGACACGCGCAUCAAGCGCACCGUCAUGGACCGACACCUGGGUCCGGAGGACAGUGGGGGCGGGGGAGGCGGAGACGACGGCGACAGCAACUCGUACGGCGGCAGCAACGGCCGCACGCACUCCAAGCUCUCGCCGCAGCCCCAUAUGCAGCGGUCGCCCCUGAACCGGCCGGUGGGCGUGCAGCCGCACAUGAGCGUGGCGGAGAGCGCCGUAGCGCGGGCCAAGGCACGACUGCUGGAGACGGAGCAGGAGACGACUGACGAGCUCAACCAGCUGCGUAAGAACUCCAUCAUCGGGCCCAAUGGGCUCCUGCCCAAUGGCAAGAUUCCUGCUGACCUUUUGGCGGACCCUUUGCCACCGCCGCGUGGGCGGAGGUAGCAGCAGCGCAAUGGCAGCGGCUUCGGAGGUGGCUGGCGACGUGGCGAAGCGCAACAGCGGCAGAGCUGCUUGCGCAGCGGCAACAGAGCUGCUUACCGUAGCGACAUGGCGGCAUGGCGGCUGGGAGUGACAACAGGUGGUGGCGAUACGCGAGAGGAGGGAGAGCGGCACGCUUCGGGGUAAUUGCUGUUGUUGGUGUAACCUGAUGCCGCAGACGCGGCGGAAAUGCGCAUGGCGGCUCAGACCCCUGCAUGCAUUGGUCACCAAGCGUGUGGGUUGGGUCGUGCAUGCCUGUCUAUCACAUGCAAGCCAAUUGCCAGCAUGCAUGAAGCGAAAGAACGUGUGGUCGAGGAGAAGCGCGCGUUGUGGACGGGGGUGCGUGUUGCCCGGCGUGAGCACCAACACCGACGUGUGUCCGGCUGUGCAUUUACUUGCGAACGGGGGAGGGUUGCCGUAACAUGACAGCGCCAGGAUCAGCUUUGUGUGCGCGUGACCACCUGCAACACCAACUAAGGAUGCUAUGAUUACACAAGAUUGACUCGAAUUCAGUAACCGACGCGUGCGUGCCAGGGGGCACGCGCUGUACAGUGCUGGGAUGCGCCGCUGGAGUGUUGAAUGGUGGUGUGGUGCGGUUGACACUGGCUUUGCUCGAGAGAUACAGUUCGCGUGUUGCUGUGAGGCUCGUUGCUAUACGUUGUGUGGCGCCGAAAGGUGUUCGCGAUGCUCAAGAAGGCGGUGUGGAGUGGCGGAGCGGGAUGCGCAUAGCAUCUCAUCUACAUUGGGAACUUGGACGGCAGGUUAUGAUAUCUUAGUGCUACGCAACAAACAGCAACAUCAGUGGUGACAAUCACCCCUGGUGACAAUAGCAUUCGGUUCUGUUUCGGGGCGUAGCGAUUGAGCUAUGUGAGGCACUCAGUAUGGAUGGGAUGGGUGUGAGCCAUUGUGACGCGGCCACUGACACUGGAGGGUGGGCUGGCGCAUGCUUGGGCGCAACUUGGGCCGUUAGGCAUUUGCGCGCGGUAGGUGGGGGAUUUGUGUGUCGACGGUAAUCGACAAACCAGGCGUGCAUGGCCUGUUGCAUGGUGUUCCCCAUCGCUGCAAUCCAUGGGCCACACAAGGCUCACACUGGCU